AUGGAGAACUGCAGUGAGAACGACCACCCAUCAGAGCAUAUCCAGCAAAACCCACAAACGUUCUCAAAAUUAUAUCCAACCUACCACAACCUUCAUCAUCGCCUCCUCCGCCGCCGCCUCCGAGUCUACGUAAAGGGCCCCAUCAUCGUCGGAGCCGGUCCCGCUGGCCUGGCCACAGCCGCCUGCCUCCGCCACCGCGGCCUCCCCUCCCUACUCCUCGAGAAGGAGGACAGCAUCGCCUCUCUCUGGCGUCAUCACACCUACGACCGCCUCAAGCUUCACCUCCCCAAGCGCUUCUGCCACCUCCCUUUCAUGCCCUUCCCCUCCGAUUUCCCCACCUACCCGUCCAGGGACCAGUUCCUCUGUUACCUGGACGCCUACGCCCGUCGCUUCAGCCUCCGACCCCGCUUCCGGCAGCGCGUUGAGUCCGCCUUCUUCGACGUCGCGGCCGGCCUCUGGCGGGUGGCGGUCAUGGGAGGCCAACUGGAGUACCUGUGCAGGUGGCUGGUGGUUGCCACCGGUGAGAAUGCCGAGCCCGCCGUGCCGGAUUUAGCCGGGCUGGAGGCCUACGGGGGGAGGGUGGUGCACUCCAGCUGCUACCGGAAUGGCGGCGGACUGCAGCAGAAGAACGUGCUGGUUGUUGGGUGCGGCAAUUCCGGGAUGGAGGUGUGCUUGGACCUGUGUGAGCACGGUGCCAAGCCUUACAUGGUGGUCAGAAGCGGCGUUCAUGUGUUACCAAGGGAUAUGUUUGGAAUUUCGACAUUUGGGGUGGCCACGGGACUGCUGCGAUGGCUGCCAUUGAGAGUAGUAGACCUGAUCUUGGUGUUUUUAGCAGAGAGAUUAGUGGGUGACACCCAAAAAUUUGGUCUGAGAAGGCCACAUAUGGGUCCAAUGGAACUGAAGAACAAAACUGGAAAGACUCCUGUAUUAGAUGCAGGGGCCAUAUCUAUGAUCAAGAAUGGAAAGAUCAAGGUCGUGCCUGAAAUUGACUCAUUGACCUGCGAUGGCGCUAAAUUUGUUGAUGGAAAAGAAGUCGAAUUCCACUCUAUUAUUCUAGCAACUGGAUAUAAAACCAAUUUCUCCUCUUGGCUAAAGGACCCUGGUUCCCUCUCAGAGAAUGGCAAGUUCAAGUCCCCAUUUCCUCAUAGUUGGAAAGGAGCGGAUGGUUUAUACUUCGUUGGUUUUGCUGGAAAAGGCCUGGUGGGUGCUGCAACGGAUGCGGAGAGAACAGCAGCAGACAUAAAAAGGCAAUGGGGAAACUCUGAACGAGAACAACCAUUUCUUGCUGUACAAUGA
Messenger RNA from Nymphaea colorata (pocket water lily), 1296 nucleotides. RefSeq names its product indole-3-pyruvate monooxygenase YUCCA1-like. The transcript has 4 exons. Bases 1 to 1296 code for a protein of 431 amino acids. Gene Ontology annotation, molecular function: N,N-dimethylaniline monooxygenase activity; flavin adenine dinucleotide binding; NADP binding. Lineage: Eukaryota; Viridiplantae; Streptophyta; Magnoliopsida; Nymphaeales; Nymphaeaceae. The record is from RefSeq and is a predicted model, not a curated record. Gene Ontology annotation, biological process: auxin biosynthetic process.